AUGAGUGAAUAUAAAUGGGGUUGUUGCCCCUAUGGUAACGAUAACGAUAAGAUGAGCUUUAUUAGAUGUAGUGGAUGUAACCAGAACUACCAUUUCGCAUGUAUUGCUGAAGAUGAAAGCUCUUUUUCAUCUAAAUCCGCAUCGCUGUGGAAAUGUUUAAUGUGCAAACCGCAUAAAAAUCCCACUAAAAAUGAUGAUACUCCUGUGCGAAGUGUAACAACUUCAAGAGGAAGUAAGAGACCAGCGUUCAAUUCACCUGAGAUUACAGAACCUGAUACUGAUGCAACAGCGGUUACCAAAAAAGAUGUGCAUGUUAUUAUAAAGGAUGCACUUAGUUCUGAAUUUGACAGAUUGGUGGAGAAGUUCAGUGACAUGGUUUCUCAAAGUUUGGAUAGGAAGCUGAAACCCCUGGAGACUGAAAUGAACAAAAUGCGAGAUUCAAUGGAUUUUUUAAGCUGCAAAUAUGAUGAACUUCUGAGAGAGCAUGUCACUGUGAAGGAGGCUGUGAAGGUCGUUCAGGAUGACAACAAUAUGUUGAAAGUUACCGUAAAUGACCUAAAGUUGAAAGUAGAACAACUCGAACAACAGGCACGUUCUAACAAUAUUGAAAUUCAGUGUGUGCCGGAGAGUAAGCAGGAAAACUUAUUGGAUAUUGUUAUGAAUUUGAGUAAGGUGGUAGAUUGCAGUUUGAAUCAGUCAGAUAUAAUGAACUGUACAAGAAUAGCCAAGCUUAAACAAGACAGUCCCCGUCCGAGAUCCAUUGUGGUACAGCUUGCCUCGCCUAGAUUGCGUGACAAGUUUAUAGCGUCUGUGGCAAAAUUCAACAAAGCCAACUUUAAUGAUAAACUAAAUAGCUCUCAUUUGGGUCUUUCCGGUAAUAAGGUAGCGAUUUUCGUCUGCGAACACCUGUCACCUACCAAUAAAGCCCUGCAUGCUACUGUUAGACAAAAGGCUAAAGAAGCUGGUUAUAAAUUUGUUUGGAUAAGAAGUGGCAAAAUCUUCGUCAGAAAAGACGUUGGUUCAAAUUACAUUUUAAUCAGGAAUAAGGAUUCCUUGUCGAGAAUAGCUUAA
Messenger RNA from Hyposmocoma kahamanoa, 1071 nucleotides. RefSeq lists its product as uncharacterized. The record is from RefSeq and is a predicted model, not a curated record. NCBI's taxonomy places the organism in Eukaryota, Metazoa, Arthropoda, Insecta, Lepidoptera, Cosmopterigidae. The transcript has a single exon. The coding region runs from base 1 to 1071 and encodes 356 amino acids.